GAAAGAAACACUUACACGUGAACAAGCUAUCUGUAUGUUCUACCACCAGCCAUAUGAAAAGGAGAAGGCCAAGGAGUUAUUGAAAUCUGUUGAAAACAUCUAUACUGAAGUAUGCUACAAGGAUGAUCCUAUUAAACCUUUCCUGUGUCCCGUGGAAGAUGUCAUUACCUUUCAAUACCAUCAAUACCCAUUGGAAGAUGACUUACACGCCUAAUCCUUUGCUUUGUACAUAUUAGCGUUAUUUUAGCUUAAUGCACCAUAUCCCAC
Molecule: messenger RNA, 267 nt
Organism: Mucor mucedo
Lineage: Eukaryota; Fungi; Mucoromycota; Mucoromycetes; Mucorales; Mucoraceae
Exons: 1
Coding region: 35-214 (59 amino acids)
Source: RefSeq, a predicted model, not a curated record